UUACAAACAUCUAUUUAUCAAUUCAAACAAUCCCGUCAACGGAUUGGAUUCGACUCAGAUAGAUUUGGAUGUAAUGUAUUGUAUUAUAUGAGGUGCAAAAUAUAUUAAAUAUAGUUAUUAAAUGGUAAUGUUACAAACAUCUAUUUAUCAAUUCAAACAAUCCGUCAACGGAUUGGAUUCGACUCAAAUAGAUUUGGAUAUAAUGUAUUGUAUUAUAUGCAUGUCUAGAGGAUGAAUUGGAUGGAAUAAGUGAUUUACCACCUCAAAAUUGGUUAUAUGAAUGAGAGAUACUGUAGUACGCUUGAGAGGAUAAGUUUGUAGGAAAUUUUGGAUUUUCUUUAUAUUUCUAUUAGUAUGCCUCGAGGAAGGGUUCUGCUUGGGGUUUUUUCCCCGGAAAAGUAGGAGAGGCGACGGAAAACUCCUAAGUUAGGGUUUACAUCACCUAUCAUAGCGGUGACUACACCGCUUCCUUGGGGGGGGGGGGGGGGGGGGGGGGGGGGGGCUCUGGCCCUCCAAACUCAGCUAACAACAUUGCAGGACAAAGGCGUCCACCAUCGGUAACGUCGUCCCCCGACCCUAAGGGUGACAAAGAGAUGCAACAAAGUAAGAAGCGGGUGGAACUUACGGUACAACCGAUACCGAUGGGUGAAAUAAACCAUAAAAUAUUAACUGAUGCUCCGGAAGCGCAUGAGAAACGGUCGGAGACAAAAAAAUACGACGAAAACAGCCUGGAAUUCGGGUUCAGGUGCGGCGAGACGGCUUUUCAGCGAUGUUCUGAAAACGGAUACUUGGUAUGUGGCGGAUUCCGAUUCGGAGGAAGUUGCAGAAGCCAUGAGAUAAGAUGGAAUGGACGAGGGUUUUGGCGAUGAGGAAGAGGAUCCUGUAUGUACUCCGAUCCACUUUACCGUAGCUGAGGAGAGGAGAUUUUGCAGGGCAUACAUAUCAGCAUUGGUUGUCAAAGUUCUAGGAAAUCGGUUUCAUACACUGGAAUCUCCAACAGAUUGAAUGUGAUUUGGGUAAAGGCGGGCGGUAUCCAAGUUGCAUCGGCCAAGAACGGGUAAUACCUAGUUCGGUAUACAAGCGACAUUGACUAUGAACGAGCAGCAACGGUAGGGCCGUGGCUGAUGGGGGACUAUUACUUAACUGUUCAUAUGUGGGACCAGCACUUCGACCCUAUCGCCAUGAGAUCCUGUCUACAAUGGUUUGGGCUCGACUCCUGGAACUCCCGGCUCACUAUUUUCAUCCGGAUGCGAUGAUGAAAAUAGGGAAAUAGAUUGGUAAGCCGCUUCGAGUGGACCAUACAACGAGUACAGGAGCGAGACUGGAUUACGCCAUUGUCUGUGUCCAGGGGAAUCUCACUAAGCCGCUAUUGUCUCAGUUUAAGAUCCAUGGAAUCAAAUAUUAUAUUCAGUACGAGGGUCUGGAGCGAAUCUGCCAGAAGUGUGGUACUUAUUCGGAACGGGGACAAUGCUCUUGUGACGAGACAACAGAGACUAUGGAACCGGUGAAACCGAAUGAGGUCGAGAUUCCUAGGUAAACGGGAACCAGAGUCUUCUCCCAAGGAUUCAGAACAUGUAUAUGGGGAUUGGAUGAUUGCAAAGAAAAAUCCAAGGAGUCGUCGCGAAAACGUCACUACUACAUUCAGACUACAUAAUGAACAAGAGCCCGGUUACACCGCGAGCAAGAGUUGAGGAUCCAGAUUCAAUGUGCUGCUGGUGGAGGAGACUAUGGAGCAUGCAGUGGAACACCAGGAAAUGGGCACGACGAGUGUGAGGGGCAGCCAUUCGAGGAGUAGGGUAAGAUCGGGUACAACGAAAACACACUAGAAGGAAAAAAACGGAUGGGAAGCAACAGGAGGUGGAGGAUGAAGUCCGCAGUGAGGCAGUUGGAAAGAAUAGCCAAGAUCCCAAAAAACAUGGUUCCGCAAGAAGCCUAGCCAUAAGAGAUAGUGGAAAUGGCCCAGGGGUGAUUGCUAGCUUGGCUCAAACAACUACGUCGGGGCAUGCAGCGAUAGCGCAUAAUGAUGGACAAGGAGACUCGAUCAUGACUUAACCUAGUCAUGCUACAGAGGAGUUGGAUACUAGCAUGGUGAGGCAAGGACAUGAAACAAGACCUCCGAAGGACAGUCGUAGACAUAGUGAAGUGUGACAUAAUUUGCUACAUGAAAAGCAUAUUACAGGAUCAAUACUAGGAGAGCCAAACGGCAGCCUCGCACUUGAUGCUUCACUAUCAGGCACGUAAUUUGGCGCAAGCUAAGGACCUACCAGUUCCUGUUGCAAUGAAGCUAAAUAUUUUUACGUGGAAUUGUAGGGGUGCGGGAAGCAAGCGCUUUUUGAGAAUGUUUAGAGAAUAUCGGAGAAAACAUUGUCCGUGUAUCAACAUAAUAGUAGAGCAUAGAAUCAGUGGGGAUAAGGCGCUGCAAUCCGUGCAUGAGUUGGGAUACGACAAGGAGUUGAUUGUUGAUGCAGUGGGUUUCUCUGGCGGUAUAUGGAUGGUUUGGGAUUCGUCGAUUGUUACCAUUACAGAGGAGGAUAGAUCAGCUCAAUUUCUUCAUGUCCAAGUCCAAAGUGGUAACGAUAGGUGGCUACUCAUAGCAGUUUACGCGAACCCCACACUAAUACAAAGGCGCGAACUGUGGCAGUCAAUUAGAUCACUGUCGGAAGAUAUACAUGAUUUGUGGGCUCUCAUGGGUGACUUCAAUUCUAUCUUAUAGCUCUCAUAUAAAAUGGGAGGAGCACCUUUCGACGCCAGUCGCGCCCGUGACUUUUAGGAUUUCAUCUCAGAUGCCGGGUUGGUGGAUCUUGUAUUCACUGGUCCACCGUUUACUUGGUUCCGGUCAGGGACGAAGGAGAGACUAGAUAGAGGAUUGGGCAAUUUAGCGUGGUCGUCCCUAUUCCCAGAAUCCAGUGUGCGGCAUCUUCCUCGAGUCAAGAAAAGUGAUCAUCGUCCGAUAGUAUUGCAAUUGAACCCGAGCUUCCAGCCAAUUGGUCCUAAACCCUUUAAAUUCAUGGCGCCUUGGUUAACCCACGCUGGGUUUAAGGAGAUGGUAGAACGUGCAUUGAAGAGAGGAACCAGGUUACUGAAUGCCAUUGCGGAAUUCUCUAUGGAAGCCAAACGUCGGAAUUAUACUACUUUUAUCAUGAGAAAAAAGGACUUUCUCAUGCUCAUGAUCGAAAGGCUUGAGUUAACGUAUGGGGGGAGUCAGAUUGUGUAGAGCUACGGGAGGCCAGGGACGAGCUGGAAGAAGUCUUAUUCCAGGAGGAAUUGCUAUGGUGCCAAAAGUCGAGGGAAGAAUGUAUGUAAAAGGGCGAUCGUAACACAUAUUAUUUCCCCACGCGGACUGUCUAGCGCCGCCGGCGGAAUAGGGUGCGGCUUUGAAGAACGAGGUGGGAGAGUGGAUCGAGGAGCAAGAGGAACUCCUCCAGAUGGCAAGAAAUUUCUACUCGAUCCUGUAUACAGAUGAUGGACUCCCUAUAGUGACGAUCCCAACAGCAUUUGGAGUGCUCCCCACUCAGCAGUGGAUGCUUCUUGCAAAUCAGUUGACGGAGGAGGAGAAUAUAUUGAUAAGAAAAUCCGAUGGUUUCUCUGGGGAAGUUCAGAACAAGGGAGGAAGGUUCAUCUACUAGAUUGGGAUUCAGUCUGCAAACCUAAAGAUGAAGGAGGGCUGGGGUUGCGAACUGCCACAGAUAUAAAUGAGGCAUUUAUGCUCAAGGUGGCGUGGCGACUUCUCUCAGAACAGGACAACUUAUGGGCACGAGUUGUUAGGGGGAAGUAUCUUAAGCAAAUGAAAGAGGGUGGCAGGAGAGAAGGGAAGGGAAGUUAUCAAAUCUGUGGCGGGGAGUUCUACGUGUUCUCCACCGAUUACCGGAGGGGAUAUUGUGGAACAUUAGAAGUGGCAUGCAAACAUGUUUUUGGACUGAUCACUGGCUCCAAGAAGGGCCUCCAAUGGUGGAUUUCGCACCAAACUUACUGGUCGAGGCUAGGGGCUUGAAGGUUGCGGAAAUGGUGUUAAAUGGAGGUUGGAAUAUGAAUUUCGUCAGAGCUUUCUUACCCAAACUGAUGGUUGAUCAACUCCUUCUACAUCCUGUCCCCCAUGAGGAUGGGUCUUAUACCGACGUGGGAGCUAUUGCGCAGCGAGGAGGUGGCAGGGACGCGUAAUCCGGUGUGGAAGGCAGUCUGAAAGAUACCAGGGUCGCAACGCACACAAUCAUUUAUGUGGCUUGUUCUUCACAAUAGAUUACUCACUAAUCGUGAGCGUUGCAGAUGUCAUAUGGCACAUGAAGAUAAAUGUUCUAUUUUUGGUGGUGGUCCUGAGACGAUGAUACAUAUAAUACGGGAUUGUCUGUAUGCUCGUAUGGUGUGGUCAAAAUUUUUAGAUGGGGAAUCCGAUGAAGCUUUUUUCAAGGAGGACGUGAGCCAAUGGGUGCUUCAUUAUACUCAGGACGCACCUCAAUUAUCGACCUGACGCUGUUCACUGUACUUGGAUGUAAACUCUGGAAGAAUAGGAAUCGCUGGGUCUUUUAGAAGUAGCUUGCCUCGGCCGCCCAACUCACUGCUAUAGUCCAAAUGUGGUGUACCCAAGUGUCGACUAUAGCUGCCAGUAUGAGAAGGGUGAUCAGGGAGAGUAAUAUGCGCAGCCUGAGACUAGUUAGCUAGCAGAGGCCUGAGAGUGAUUGGUUUUGUGUGAACACGGAUGAAGUUGUUAUAUUGAGUCAGGAAAGCACAACGGCAGGGGGCGUGUUGUGACGAAAUGAUGGCAGAUUUUUAUCAGCUUUCUCCGCCAACUUGAGUGGAGGUUCUAUAACUCAUGUUGAACUGUCAGGUAUAGUCCUUGGACUUAGGAUGGCUUGGGAGAAAGGAGUAAGAAAGGUGGAGCUGCAAACUGAUUCCAUGUCGGCGGUGCAACUUCUACAAACUGAAGCAGAGAGCCACCCGCAUCAAACGCUUAAUAGCACAGCUCGCUGGCUGUUGGAAAGGAAUUGGGAGGUCCGUAUUAAGCUUGUUUUCCGGGAAGGUAACUAUGUUGCUGAUUAUUUGGCCGGCCUGGGCCACUCUUUGUCUAUUGGGUGUCAUGUGUUCAACAACCCAAGUCAGAUGCUCAAGUAUUGGUUGUACUUUGAUGUUAUUGGAGUUCACACUCCUCUACUGAUUAAUGAUUAAGGGCUAGAGCGCCCCACUGCGCUUUAGAUUACACACAAAAAAAGUAUGCCUAGAGGAAAAGAAUAGUAUUAUUAAGGUAUUGUUUGCUUGUGGGAUUUGGGUGAUACAAAUCUAUUGUUUGCUAAGGGACAAAAAUCUGGGCGCCCACGGAUUUGGAUACAUUUUUUAGAUCCAAAUCUGUGGACUCCACGGAUUUGCAAAUCCCAUAUUUCAUUUGGGAUUUGAUAAUGGAAGGCAAAGUUGUGAGAGACAUCCAUCAUAAAUUCAUGAUAAAAAUUAACUAAACAAACAAUGUACUCUUUCAAAUUCAUAAUGCAACAAAUCCAUCAUAAAUUCAAAGGUUUUUAAAACUCAAAAUCCUCAUUUUUAAAUCCAACAAGCGAACAAACCCUUAAAUGUUUGUAUUGCAUGCAUGAGCACUUCUACUACGCUAUAUAGCAUUGGUACUUUAAUGUACAACUCAAAGUUGUACCAUAACAUAAAAUGUAUAAGUUUAGGUUGUACCAUAAAGCAAUUUGUACCAUUAUGUUAUGAUACAACUUUACAACUUGAAGUUGUACCAUCACAUAAAUGUACAAGUUCAAGUUGUACCAUAUAAAAGAAUUUGUACAAAAAGUAUAGGUACAAUAAGAAGUUGUACCAUAACGUAAAUGUACAAUUUUAAAUUGUACCAUAAAAACAAAAACCUAUAGCACCAAUACUAUAUAGUAUUGUAAAAUUUCUCUUGCAUGCAUAACUUAUGUUUGCCUUUUUCUUCGUUAGAAAAGCAUUAAAUCUGAACGUGGAAUCACCUUCCAUUAUUUCAAAUUUUCAACCGUGAAACAAGCUUUUCACACUAUUUCUACCCAAAACAAUGAACUAACAAUCUUGCACCUAGUUUCCACCGGUUUUAAGGAAUGAUCAGUGAUCACGCACCAAAACAAAACUUUUGUUUGUUCUAAGAACUGUAGUAAUGCACAUUAUCAACAGGGGCCCGACCAGGAAGAAUUAGGAGACGAUGGCCCUGGCCCAGCCGUUUCAAUGAUUUGCUGUACAUGAACAAUGAAAGAAAGCACCUGCCUGCCCCCACAUCUUGUUUAGUUUCAUGCCUUGUUAUUUCAUUUCAUUUCUUCAUGAUGAUGGGUUUUGUUUUGUGAAGUGUCACUUUUGAUGAUAUGAUUGGUGUUGUUUGGGUUUGUAGCAUGACGAGACCGCCUAACUUGGGACUUGCCCACAAUUUGGUCUCUGUUCCCUUAAAAAUGAAGUUAAGCAACAAAGCAAUUGAUUAAGGUCGAUGACUUUAGAGGAGCAGUACUGAGCUUAUUUGGAAGCAUACCAACCGAUCUUUUUUUAUGCCACACUCUUCCGUCACUAUUUUUCUCAUCACAGUAACCUGCACCGCAUGUACAGUCUAUAUGGUGACCUCUUAGGAGUCUUGUAAAUCGGAUCUUGGUGUUUUGCCCCAUGGUCGAUCCCCAAAUACUAACACUUGGCUGGACAAAGACAAUAAAACAUCGUCAAGACGACUCGAACACGAAAACUCUAAUAAAAGAGAUAUGAGAUAAAUUAUACUGAAGGAUGUCACCCCACCAGCAGGGGGUCACCUGCUAUCCCAAGUUGAAAACUAAUAAUAGUACUACCAGAUCAAACCUCAUUCGUUUGUAAAUUUUAUUUUCUCAUCAUGGUUUCUAUUUGAAGAAGAAAAAAACAAGGCAAGAAAUUUUCUUUCUUUCUUCCUUAUCAUUCGCCGACUUAAAGGAUUAAAUUGCCAACCUAUUAGUUGCAGGGUUUUGAUUAUGUAAGAUCCAUUGACUUCUAGAUUUCUUACAACAACUUGUAUUAUUGGUAUUCACUCUUAUUGAUUAUGGUAUCAUGAUCACAAGUAUAUCGUAUUUGAAUUUCCGUUAUCUCUAACGUUAACAAUUGAAUUAAACUCAAACCCAAACGAAAUUCAUAAAUUGACUUCCUAUAUUAGUCAACACUGAUUUUAGAUUCAUGUCAUGUAAGUAGGACCAAAGUUGGUACUGUUGGUCUAACAGUACAACCCAUGUUUAAUUCUGUGGCUAAUGACAAACAUUUGGGGUACUGUUAUAACCAGAAACCAUGCAUUAAUGCAUUAUCAUAUAUUCCCUCUUUUCUUCCCCUGACUAACCUAUUGAUCAUUCGUCGAUUGUGACACUGAAAUCGGGCAGUUAGCUAGGAAACCGGGUCACAUGACGAACCGGCCCAGAGAGUAUUUACGACAUGUGCAAGUGUUUGGGGCUGUAGCUCGUCCUCACUCGUCUUCAACAACGGCUGCAUUAUAGUCUUGGAUUCGACGUUUUGUUAGCUGAUAUGUUUUGGGACCCAAACACAUUCUCAUUUAAUAUUUUUUUUGGACGAAACAGAAACAGAGACUGGGAAGCCAACAGUAAGAAGGGAUGGAGCUGGGGGAGGACGUUGGCCUUUGUCCCACUUUGGUUUGCUCUUUUCUGUUUGCCUUUUGCAGGGCACCCUAUUCCAUCUCACCUACUGGGACACCGGCCGGGGACCCUCUUCUUCUGUUUCUGCCCUAAUAACUUCGAUUCUUCUCCCUAACCAUCAUAUGAGAGGGGGAGGAUGUGUAGACUUGUUCUUUUCCCAAUCAUAAUUUUGAUUCGAAAAAUGUGGCAAACACGCAGAUUGCCUUGUUUUACUUGUAGGGCAUAUGAUGUAGAAAUUUCGAUAACGAAUAGUCGUAUCGGCAUCUGAAACAAAUUGUAAACCUGUGGGGAAUGGACAAACUUCUAUGGACUCAACAAUCGACCGAGAAAAUUACUCUCUAUGUAGGUGUGAGCUGUAGUAACAAUGAUUUGGGGUGUUGAUGAGGGGACUCGUCAUCGAUCGGCUAGUAGGAGUGAUACUGUUGUCGUAGUAGAAUCAAGUUGUAGGGUUCUCGACAUCCAAGGUGUUAGGCAGGCUGCAGAACCUCAACGCUCCCCUCUCGGGUGGCAGGAAAUUUCCACACGGGUAAUCGAACGUGACUCCAUAUAAUAUUGUAAGAAAAAUUAAUAGGGUAAGCCACCACAGGAACAUCAAAACUUAAAAAAAAGUGUCAUUUCUGUCAUGAACUUAUUCUUAUUGACAAUAGAGUCCUAAAUUUCGAAAGUAUCUUACCCUUUGCGUCCAUAUUUUUCAAUAUGCCUCCUCUACUACUAUGUUUCACGGAAAGAAUACCCUCUAUUUUAAUUAACAAUAUUCUCAAACUUAUCACUUUGUUAUAUUUUCCGUACAAAACCAUUAACUCCGACUAGACAAUAGACAAUGUCAAUUAUCGAUUUUCACUUGACUUGACCACCCGCUAUUUAACCAUUUGAUCCAUGUUGAAGUUCCCAACACCAUUUAUGAAGAGUAGAGGACUUGUAUCUUUUGGAACUGGUAUAUGUGCAUGCAAUGUGGAUAUGGGAAUCACCAUGUAUUUGUGCGUUGCAUAGAGUGGUCUCAAUCAAUCUUAAAGCCCAGGCUGAAUGCUCAUCACUUUUUUCCCUUUCAUCGUUUGGAAUACAACUUGGGAUAUGUAGCCCAGUCUCUACACUUAUUGCAUUCUCUAAAUGUUUACUGGUAAAAUAAUAAAAUUAAUAAACGGCAUCGUUUAAU
This is a messenger RNA of Linum trigynum, 8754 nucleotides long. NCBI's taxonomy places the organism in Eukaryota, Viridiplantae, Streptophyta, Magnoliopsida, Malpighiales, Linaceae. The record is from the annotation of a GenBank genome assembly.